AUGUCGGUGCAGCCACGGGAUGAAAGCGGAGAGUCAAAGAGUUAUACAAUUCUACGUGUGCACAGAUAUGACUCGAGCACACAGGCCGCGACGCAGAAACGUAUCAUCGAGAUUGGUGAUUAUCAGGCCAUCCAAAACCAAAAGUUGGAUUUAAUCAGGUCCCUCUUGGUUAGCGAGGGGGUCUUCGAUUCUCCAGAUGUUGGAAGCCCAUUUUGCGACGAGAAGGGGUCUGAACUGUCCGACACAACCAACCUGAAGGUGUACUUCAACGUCGUUGGAGCCGAUGCACCAAAGGAUGAGGAAUCCUCGGAAAGUGCAGGUCGUGAUUUAAAUGUAUACUAUAAGAAGAAGAGGACGCGCACGGAGCUAGACGACGAAACGAAAGAUUUCCUGAAGAAGCAACUAGACCUGAACCUAAAGGACCAGGAACUGUCCGAGGCCGACGUUAAACGGCUUAAAUCUACAUUCGAUUUAAGUCAGUGGAAAGCAACGGCAGGAGCCAAGCAAAGCCAUGCUGCCGAUCUCAGUGAAUCGGAGUGGAGUAUCAUUACUCGCACGAACUGUCUUCUCAGUGGCCACAAAAUGGUGGUAUACCGGAAAAGGCAGCCUGAUGGCAAGACUACCCAAGAAAUGAGAGUUGAGCGCAGCCCCUACAGCGCUUUCAGACUGAAGAAAAGAGAUUUCGAGCCGUAUGAAAUAUCGGCAAAUCGCAAAGCAGCAGGUGUCAGUUAUGGAACACCAACGGCUGCUACAACAUCGAAGCUUGCAUUCAGGAUCCCUCGGUUCCGAGUCGAUGACAACUCACAAGUGAGCGUUUAUGAGACGCAGAACGCUCUUGAAACUUCACUUGCAAAGAGCGCAUUUUCUGAGACGUCAGUAGAAGCGUCUGCCGGCGGUGGCUUCUGGGGUGUAUCGGCCGCAGUUAGCGCUGGAUUUUCUCAUAAAGAUGAAACCCAAUCAGUUACUGCAAAGUCUGAAGAGAAGAAGGUGAUGAAUAUUGUUUACAAGUUUCCACGUGUCACGUUGUACCUUGACCCGGGCUCUCUUGAGGUCACUGAUGAAUGUGAUAUAUUUUCCCAGCGCGCCCAGCUAGGCGGUUCUCUCUUCGCAAGCGAAGACAGCACAGCUGUUAGUAACCAGACCAAGGAGAGUAAAGCUAAGGCAAUGAAAGCCUCCGCUGCUGCCUCCUUCUCAUCAGCAUUUGCGCAGGCGUCCGCCAGCGCAAGCCACAGCAACGGAUCGAGCUCUGGUGAAAAUAAAUCAAAUCAGGACCUCACGAACUCAAUGGCCUGGGAGGCGAUCGGUGGUGACUCUUUGCUAUGUAACAACCCUCCAGCGUGGUGUGCUACCGUUGGUGACUUCUACAACUGGAGGGUGAUUGAGCAAAACGGUGUCCUCCCACUUUACAAGGUGCUGAGUUUAUUCGACGGUUUUGACGGUAUUCAGCAUCGAUUCGAGGCCAGCGCACAAGACAAAUACCAACCGAAUCGAUGGGUCACGUUUAAAUUUGAGCUUUUCGAUAGAGCUACACAGAACCCUCUGGCAGUGUACAAAGGCGACGAUAAGUCACUCCGGAAGCACUUGAGUACCGAAUUCAGGAAAUUAGCGGACGGUGUCGCCGCGCCAUUUGACAAAUAUAAAAAGGAUACCUUAGCGAAGGUGGCCCAAUGGGAUAGCACUCUACGCUGUGAUGACACCAAAGGUGGCUCACAGGUCUGGAUGAUGCGACAUAAUCUCUCUCGAGGUCAAGAUUCGCAUCUGCCGGGUAACACUAAAUCUAUGCUGCAAAAUGUCAACAUAGACAAUAAUCGCCUCUAUGUGGCCUUUACAGACCCCUUUCCCGGUUAUUACAACCAGAGAUACCUAUACCCCAGCGACUCUUGGUAUGCGGGGAGGAAUUUCUGCUUGGAGCCAUUUGAAAGUAACCAUGCUACAAUCGAAGAAGGCACAGAGGUUUGGUUAAAAGCUACUCAUGACAACCGUUACCUUGCUAAGGCGGAGUCCGGACUAGUAACACUUCGAGAUUGGGACGUUGCCAAGGCUAACGAGUUCUUGGUCUUCCAAGUGCGAAAUAUAAAGAUGGAAUCAGAGUGA
Messenger RNA from Aspergillus caelatus, 2094 nucleotides. RefSeq lists its product as uncharacterized. The transcript is spliced from 14 exons. The record is from RefSeq and is a predicted model, not a curated record. The coding region runs from base 1 to 2094 and encodes 697 amino acids. Lineage: Eukaryota; Fungi; Ascomycota; Eurotiomycetes; Eurotiales; Aspergillaceae.